UGUGAAUCGCCACUGUGUGAACACACUGUGAACUCAUUGUGAUUUUGUCACAGUGUUGGUCCACAUUUAGAACACACUGUGAACACACCGUGACAGGUUCACACUGUGAACCGCCACUGUGUGAACACACUGUGGACUCUUUGUGAUUUUGUCACAGUGUUGGUCCACAUUGAGAACACACUGUGAACACACUGUGACAGGUUCACACUGUGAAUCGCCACUGUGUGAACACAAUGUGAACUCAUUGUGAUUUUGUCACAGUGUUUGUCCUCAUUUAGAACACACUGUGAACACACUGUGACAGGUUCACACUGUGAACCGCCACUGUGUGAAAACACUGUGAACUCAUUGUGAUUUUGUCAAGGUGUUGGUCCACAUUGAAAACACAUUGUGAACACACUGUGACAGGUUCACACCGUGAACCACCACUGUGUGAACACGCUGUGAACUCACCGUGAUAAUUUCACAGUGUUGGUCCACUGACUAGAACACUGUGAAAACACUGUGACAUUUUCACAUUGUAAACCGCCACUGUGUGAACACACUGUGGACUCGCCGUGACUUUAAAUUACAUUGAAACAAAAUUCUAUGUUCAGAAUUGCUGCUGUCGCACCAGAAUCUUUCGAUCUUUAUUGAAAAAUGUUUAUAUUAAAAAAAAAAACAUUCUUUGUUUUUAAUGCAUCUUGAAAUUGCGUAACCCUCACGGUUAAUUAAAUUUUUGUCAGUUGUGGAAUGUUGUAUCGAAAUAAUUCGAAGUGCAAACAUCGUGUCAGGAAAAAUAAUAACUUGUGGCCUUUUUACAGAAAAAUCUAUCAAAAGCCGCGAGUUUGUGUGCAUGCAUACCAAAACAGUGCCGCUAACCAAUCAUAUGACGCGUAAUUUGCAACAGCAUCCUAGGUUGUAACGCGCUGGCCAAUCAGAGUACGCUCUUUGAAUUUACAAUCGCGCGCCAGGCCUGGCGCCGGCGACCGUUGACCUUGCUUCGCCAACCGCCAUGACAGUACUGCUGCGUGUGUCAUGUGUGUUCCAGAAACGUGCAAUCGCCGUCGUUUUACUGAAAUAUCAGCAGGAGACUUGUUCAAGGCAGACUCGGGACACAGCCAAACCGUUUUGCACAGUGUUCUUAGCCUAACCGCCACCAUGAGCUUUGCCGAACAAAUCAAGGCGAUGAUGCCGGACUUGGUCAACGGCAAGACGCACCAACAAGUGGAGGAGAAGUUGGCGGCUUUUGACAGGAUGCAAGGCAGCCAUGUCGUGAAUGGGUUCAAAUUCCCGGCUGCCGUACAACCAUCCAAUCUGGAAGCCCUGAAGACUUUCGAAGUGCGCGAUGACGACGUUUACGUCUUCACCUACCCAAGAUCAGGCACUCACUGGGUAGGCGAAAUAAUGCAGUAUAUCCUCCACGAUGGGAAGGGCGAUUAUGACCGCACUUUCAUGAACAACGGGCUGGAAUUCACGAGUACAGAUGACCCGAUUCAAUUGGAUGGUGUGACCCCCGGGUACAAGUUGUACGCAGCCAUGGCAUCGCCACGGUGCAUCGUAAGCAACUGCUUGGAGAGCUUUCUUCCUCCCCAAAUCUUUACUAAGCAUGGAAAGGUAAUUUACGUGGCCCGAAAUCCGAAGGACGUGCUCGUUUCUUUAUACAACCUGAUGGGGGCAGAACAAUUGGAUUUUGAUGAGAUGUUCUUCGGAUUCGUCCAAGGGAAAGUGGUAUUGGGAUGUUGGUUUGAUCACGUGCUCAGCUAUUGGAACCAUCGGGACAAGGAGAAUUUUCUGUUUAUAAAGUACGAAGAUCUCCACAAGGACCUCAGGGGCUCCAUUUGCAAACUAGCAAAGCAUGUCGGGAAGGAUCUACCCGAUGACGUCAUCGAUGACAUCGUGGAACGCGUGACCUUUGGUGGGAUGCAGAAGACUUAUCAACAGAUUGAGGAGGAACACGGGGAGGAGGGAAAACUGAUGACGCGUUUCCUAGGAGUAACUCCGUGGCUUAGAAAAGGAAAAGUCGGCAACUGGAAGAACACUUUCACGGUGGCACAGAGCGCCCUCUUCGACAAGAUCUACGCCCUGAGGAUGAAAGGAACCGGCUUGGAUUUUGACUUUGAGCUUUGAGAGCCCCGAUGUGAGUCGGGCUGACUACAAAUUUUUAUCCUUGUGGAGACACACACACAAUA
Molecule: messenger RNA, 2171 nt
Organism: Patiria miniata (bat star)
Lineage: Eukaryota; Metazoa; Echinodermata; Asteroidea; Valvatida; Asterinidae
Product: sulfotransferase 1C2-like
Exons: 7
Coding region: 1018-2109 (363 amino acids)
Biological process (GO): sulfation
Cellular component (GO): cytoplasm
Molecular function (GO): sulfotransferase activity
Source: RefSeq, a predicted model, not a curated record